Ectocarpus sp. CCAP 1310/34 is the source of this 3036-nucleotide messenger RNA. The record is from the annotation of a GenBank genome assembly. NCBI's taxonomy places the organism in Eukaryota, Phaeophyceae, Ectocarpales, Ectocarpaceae.
UUUGCGUAACCCGUGCUCGUGUUCCUCCCCGGUUCAUGUUUUUUCGAAUGGCAGGGGCAUGUACACUCUCGAGAGAGCGGCGGCUUGGCUUCGACAAAGGAUGGAAUCCCUCGAGAGAAGAUGCGAACACGCGUGGUCGCACCGGAUUCCGUUGGCAUGGGGAAGGCGAAGCAAUGUGAGCCGAGGGACGCUUGCACUGACGGUGGAUAUGACAUUCUAGCCUCGAUCUCUGACAUGUUGCACCAAGCAAGCGAUCCUGAGAAUACGUCGCUGAGUCCGUCGGGUGCAUGCACGAGCGACGACGAAAUUAUGCAAAGACGGCGCAACGUGCGGAGAUGGAAGGUUGGACAGGGUAUCGUCGCCAAGUUUGUGAAAUUGGAGUCGUGCAGCGCCAACGACGACGGCCCACCGUGGAGGAGCGAGACCGUGAUGCACGACGACAUACAAUCGAUAGUGGUCCGAGGGAGGUUAUUUGCUCCGGAGACACGAACGAGGGGGAAAUCAAUGCCGCAACCAAGGCAUUGUCGAGGGAAAGAGUCAGAUGAUGAGUGUGACACAUUCACGAUGCCCGGUUGCGCCUCCGGCUCUAAGAGAGAUAUUGUGCAUCAAUCAACCACCAGGCGGGGUGAAGUUUGGUCCCCCAAACGGUUGAUUGAAACCGUGCCGGGACCAUCCAUUGGAGUUGAUGCGAGAAGGCUCGGAAAAUUCUCGCCACAGGCUCGCACAGGGGUAUCUGCAUAUGGUUCCCUGGUGACUGGAGCUGUGGUAGACAGCGUGUCCAUCGCCGACCAACGUUCGCCUUUUGUCAAAGCUGAAUUUACACGGUCAGAGUGUGAUUUUAGCGGGAUAACCGUGAGUCAUCAAGAUUCAAGCACAGAGGCACCGCGCUUGGGAAUAAGCGGCAGCUCAGAAGCGAAAAUAUGCCAUGAAAGCGAGUGCUGCAUCGCGGGUACUUCUUCAUGCAAGGCCCCAUUCCGCGUCUGUGGUGCGCCUGGGAAGUCCAUGGCGGAAGUACAGGAUACGAGUAGCGUCACAGGGGUGGGUGCAUGUGAGGAUGGAGAAGAUUCGCUAGGGGGUGCGGACUCGCAGUCAUCGGAGGACGAACGCUUCAACUCUUCGGUCAAAACUGACCGCUAUGGGUUUUUCGUCACGAGUGAGCGGCGAAGGCUGGAUGUUCCAAUGGAGAUUCUCAGGGUAAGGUGGUCGAAGGAGGGCAGGCGAGCGCAAAAGUGGCGAAAGAUGAUCGACAAUUUUGACAGUUGGAGGAUGGGAAAGAAGGCCACACGAUUCCGAAACAGAGUGCGCAAGGGUGUGCCAGACUGCGUUCGGGGCAAAGUUUGGCAGAUGCUGAUGGGAUCCACGGCUAUGAUGGAAAGGGAGCCGAACAAGUAUGCAGACCUGGUGGCGAGUGAUCUCCCGGUGGAAGGCCCCAUCGAAGAAGACAUACCUCGCACGAUGUACGACCAUGAGCUAUUCUGCCGCAAGUCGCGAGUCAACGGGAGAGAUAUGCUGCGGAGAGUUUUGACGGCAUAUGGGCGUUAUGAUCGAGAGGUGCAAUAUUGCCAGGGCAUCAACUACAUAACGUCCUUAUUUCUGCUCUAUAUGCCGGAGGAGAACGCAUUCUGGAUGCUGGUCGCUUCCAUGAACCGCCCGUGCGCACCAUUGAGGGAGCUGUUUCUUCCUGGGAUGUUGAAGGCCCAAGAAUUCCAGUUUGUGAUGGACUCGCUCACGAAGAAGCACUGCGAGAAGCUCUCAAACCAGAUCCUGGCACAUAACCUUACUCCUGCCAUGUACGCGACCCAGUGGUUCCUGACCGCAUUCACCCAGCGUUUCCCGUACGACUUGGUGACCCGCGUGUGGGACAUGUUCCUCCUGGAGGACUGGAAGGUGUUCUACAGAGUGUGUCUGGCGUUAUUCAAGUCUGUUGAAGGCAAAGCAGCUGCACUCGACCUCGAGAACCUGAACUUGCUACUUCGCAACAUGCCCCCGAAUGUGGACGCCCAGCAGAUCCUUGAUAUCGCGGCCAGUAUUCCAUUGAAGCAUCGGCACAUCGCGAAGCGCGUUGCUCUCUUCAGCGACUUCAAUGCGCGAAAAAACACACCUGCUCGAGGAACGGACGGAGCUUGGCAAAAGUAGCGCAGCUUGCGCGCUGGUGGGGAAGCACGCGCAGUCUCGCGCACGAGAUGUGUUUCCUUGGUUUGCGUGCGCGAUGAUUGUUGGCAUGGUUGGCCGGGUUUUUCCUCGGUCGCAAUGCUUGAGGCAACGACAGCCACGUAAGACACUCGAGCCAACGUAUGUCGUCUGUGGAUCUAGCAUCCACGUUGUGUCCGCCGCUCGAACCGAUGUUUGAAAAGAUAAUAAAAAUGUUUCAGCAAUUGAAACGUUCCACGGGGCGUGUUUUCAUUGCGGAGGUACAACAGAGAGCGGUUCCACUCCUUGGUAUGUUCGAGACAAAAAACGCGUUUGUGCGGUCUCAUAAAUGAACAAGUGUGAGAUAUGUGACGCAGUGGUCGGUGCAACUCCAUCGCAAACUCGGCAGUCACUCCAGUGGUUCUGUUUGACGGAGCCAUGGCUUUGCGCAAGGUGACGAGCACAAUUUUUGUGGCCGUCAUACGCACACGUUCAAGUUGCGGGGGGAUGUGGAGGCCAGCGGUUUCGAUGCCGAUUCUGACGGACCGAGUGUAGUAGCGUCAUCAAAAAGGCGGUCGCUUGUCGUUCUGAAGCUUUCCGUGUUGCUUCUGAAACUGUAUGCGAUUUUGACUCCCAGGUUCUUGACCCCGAUUAGGCUGCAUUCGCUUCAAGUCACUUGGUUUUAGGGUUGGCGAUCUCCGCGUUCUUGUCUAGAACCGAGCGAGAUGGUUUUCUUUGGACGAUGUUCUAGGUGGCAACGACAGAUUUUCGAGGGAGGCACACCUCCCGCAAGUUUGGCACAGAACCUUCUGGCAGUUUUUGAGAAAGCGCGUUCUUCAAUGCCACACUGAGCCGAAACACGAACAAAAUGGUCGAGUUGACCGGACAUUCCCCCCACGGGUCAUG